Ipomoea triloba (trilobed morning glory) is the source of this 1334-nucleotide messenger RNA. RefSeq names its product probable inactive purple acid phosphatase 16. Gene Ontology annotation, molecular function: hydrolase activity, acting on ester bonds. Gene Ontology annotation, cellular component: cytoplasm. The coding region runs from base 44 to 1207 and encodes 387 amino acids. Lineage: Eukaryota; Viridiplantae; Streptophyta; Magnoliopsida; Solanales; Convolvulaceae. The transcript is spliced from 5 exons. The record is from RefSeq and is a predicted model, not a curated record.
AACUUACCAUCUUCGCUAACUACUAUCUUCCACACACCCAACCAUGCGACGACGUUUAACUGCACUGCCCAUCCUCCUCUCCCUGCUCUCCCGAUUCAUCCUCAUCGUCCAUUCACAUGGCUUCCAAACUAACCUGAUCCAUAAAUCCCGUCUCCAAAUCCGGCCGGGAUCACCGUUUAAGAUGGCGCUGUUCGCCGACCUGCAUUUUGGAGAGGACGCCUGGACAGACUGGGGCCCGCGCCAGGAUAUAAAUUCAGUUAAAGUCAUGUCUACCGUCCUCGAUCAAGAACUCCCAGACUUUGUAGUUUAUCUUGGAGAUGUCAUCACGGCCAACAAUAUCCCCAUUAAAAAUGCUAGCUUGUAUUGGGACCAGGCAAUCUCUCCUACAAGAGCCAGGGGUAUUCCAUGGGCUAGUGUGUUUGGUAACCAUGAUGAUAUGCCAUUUGAGUGGCCAAUGGAAUGGUUUUCAACCUCUGGAGUCCCUCCACUCCUAUGUCCACAAAAUAAUAAUGUCUCAUACCGGACAGGUUGGCUUCUAGCUACUUCAGAAAGUGAAUAUUGCAGCUUCAGGGGAACAACACGUUUGGAGCUGAUGAAAAAUGAAGUGGAGCAUAACACCCUAUCAUACUCUAUAAGUGGUCCCAAGGAUUUGUGGCCUAGUGUAUCCAACUAUGUUCUUAAACUUGUAUCGUCGUCCUCGAGUGACCCUGUAGCAUAUAUGUACUUCCUAGACUCUGGUGGUGGUUCAUACCCAGAGAUUGUCUCAUACGCUCAGGCUCAAUGGUUCAACCGCACAUCUCAACAGGUUAACCCCGAUGCAAGGGUUCCCGAGCUAAUAUUUUGGCACAUACCUAGUCAAGAGUAUAAGCACGCGGCUCCAAAGUUUGUUCUGGACAAGAAUUGCGUGGGUUCAAUGUUCACCGAGAAAGUUGCUGCUCAGGAAGCUGAAAUGGGGAUUAUGGAGCUCCUUCAAGGAAGAUCUUCUGUGAUGGCUGUGUUUGUUGGGCAUAACCAUGGACUGGACUGGUGCUGUCCUCACAAGAACCUGUGGCUGUGCUAUGCUCGUCAUACCGGCUAUGGUGGAUAUGGGAAUUGGGCUAGAGGGGCUAGGAUUCUGGAGAUAAGCCAGCAGCCUUUCUCUCUAAAAUCUUGGAUUCGGAUGGAAAAUGGCAGUGUACAUAGUGAAGUUGUCUUGAGCUCUUCAUGAUUAUUCAUCCUCUCUUGACAUAAGAGGAAAGGCUUUUUACAUCUACAGCACUUGAAAUAUAUUUGUAAUUUGUUGUAUCAAACCAUUAAACUCAAUCAACAUCUUAGACAGGGAUGAUUACUGUGUA